UCCUACUUGGCGUAAACACUGAGCGAUUGUUACGACGUUCGUCGGAUGGAUACGCUAACUUUCCGCUGUUGCAGACAUCUAUUAAAGCGAACGCAAAUUGACAUCGUAUCACUGAGAUACGGGCGGUUGCACUGAGAAGUCAAUAAUUAUGUCUGAUGUUCAAAAUGCAUGUGGGUCUUUUUCCUUUGAGCCAUGGUUAAUGUUAUAACUGCCUGAGUUACUCUUGGUUGUUUUUCCUCUUUCCGUAAGCAAUUGUAACAUUCCAGGGAGAUGGCAUUUAAAGUCCACACAUCUUUGCCGCGAUUUUACGGAAUAGUUGCAGCACUUUACGUGGUAUUUUGUAGCGUUAACGCUUUCAAUUUCCCGGGUAGGGGACAGGACAUUGAUACCAUGUUAGUACGGAGUCGAAGCAUACAGUCCAUCCGGGACUCGAUCCUAAGGACACUUGGCAGGGCCUCUACUAACAUCAGAGAUAGAAUGCUACCGGAACCGCAGAAUAUGACGUCGCCUGCGACAACACUAGAGCCCGAAUUUAUUUCCGAAACUCAAGAAAUCAUUGCCUUUUCCGAACCAGUUGAAAAUGUGACGAGUGACAACGUUUUCAAAUUCUCAUUGACAAAGGACAAUCGCACACACGAGAUUCAAAGUGCAAGUGUACUCGUACAAGUGAGAUUUAAGAGACGGAAAAAGAACUCUAAACGGAUAUCCAAGAAGAGAAGGAAAGUGAGAGCACAACGAAUAAAGCUCAUUCUGAGUACCGUUGAUGAUAAAGGACAUAUAAUCCAACAAGUUUCCUCAAGAAAAGCAAAAAUUUCUAGAACAAAUUGGUUUAAGCUGUUCCUGCCAAAAAAUCUGAUUAAGAGAGCUCUGAAUUCUGAUAAUGCCAGCAUCAAGUUGUACAUCCGCUGUAAAGGCUGCAAAAAGUUUGCCAAACUGGUCCUUUUGCAUGGCACAAAACGGAAGCGGAAGCGUUCAAAAACAUUUAAACGGAAGGGGAGGCGGCACCGUUUAAGAUCUAGGACACCGCAUAGAAGAAAGCUAAGUCGAACAAGACCGUUUUUGCUUAUCCAUACAAAAGUAAAUAUCCGGAACAAGAGACACGCCAAUGAAUGUGAUAGACAAAAGAACCAGUGUUGUAAAAUUCCAUUUUCGUUUUCUUUUGCGGAGGCCGGCUGGAGUGAUUGGGUUAUUUCUCCGCAAUCUUUCAAAACUCAUGUUUGUAGUGGAGGUUGCAAUUCUGGUCUCAAUUGGAACCGGAAGUAUAAUUACACAUACAACUGCGUUGACAAAAAACACAAACCUUUGCGUAUUAUGUACUUCGACAAAACUGGAACUUUCAUAACAACUAAACUUCCUAGAAUGAUAGUUACUGAAUGCGGUUGUUCAUGACAGGAACAUGUUAAAAUUUAUAUAUUGGAAAAUGACGUUUAGUCAAUCAUAUUGAUUUGCAAUGGCCUUACAAUUGCUAUUACUUUCCGCUUUACAUAUCAUUACCAGGCAAUAACUCAUUCACAUUCGGAUUCCUAUAGUGUGGAUAUCCACGGAAUUAAAAUCCUCCUCGAACAGGCUGUCAGUAAGAACGACUACUCUUGUCAAACCAAGGGAAAAAAUCUGACCCUACGAACGAAAACAAGUGAACAAGUGAUUUUUCCAUAUUAAAAUGCAAUGGGUUUUAUAUAUAUAUAUAUAUAUAUAUAUAUAUAUAUAUAUAUA
This is a messenger RNA of Ostrea edulis (European flat oyster), 1713 nucleotides long. Its product is annotated as inhibin beta A chain-like. Gene Ontology annotation, cellular component: extracellular region. The coding region runs from base 271 to 1389 and encodes 372 amino acids. The transcript is spliced from 2 exons. The record is from RefSeq and is a predicted model, not a curated record. NCBI's taxonomy places the organism in Eukaryota, Metazoa, Mollusca, Bivalvia, Ostreida, Ostreidae. Gene Ontology annotation, biological process: SMAD protein signal transduction. Gene Ontology annotation, molecular function: cytokine activity; growth factor activity.